Messenger RNA from Schistocerca americana (American grasshopper), 2048 nucleotides. RefSeq names its product translation initiation factor IF-2-like. Gene Ontology annotation, molecular function: structural constituent of chitin-based larval cuticle. The transcript is spliced from 8 exons. NCBI's taxonomy places the organism in Eukaryota, Metazoa, Arthropoda, Insecta, Orthoptera, Acrididae. The record is from RefSeq and is a predicted model, not a curated record. Gene Ontology annotation, cellular component: chitin-based extracellular matrix. Bases 46 to 1818 code for a protein of 590 amino acids.
ACAGCCAGCAGCUUCACCGCCGCGUCGCCAGCUGAGGCGUUACCCAUGAGACACCGGCGCGCCUGGGUGCGGCAGCUGCUGCUGUCGCUGCUGCUGUUGCUGCUGUCGUGCAGCAGUCGUGUUGCGGGGCAGCAGGCGGCCCCGCCGGAGGGCUCAGAGUACCUCGACGUGCGCCCCAACGGGGACUUCCGGUUCGGCUACAACAACGGUCCGCCGUCGCUGCACUUCCACACGGCGACGUCGCGCAACGGCGUGGUGCAGGGCCGCUGGGGGGAGCGCUCUCGCCCCGACACCGUCUACUCGGCGGGUCCCCGCGGCUACCGGGUGCGCGGCGCCGGCGUCCACCGCCGCAUGGACCUGUCGCAGGCGCCCAUCCCGUACCGGCCGCCGGUGCCGCAGGACAGCCCCCAGUACCAGCCCACCUACUCCGGCUACCACGACCCCAACGAGAGCCCCAGCUACCAGUUCACCAUCAACGAGCGCGAGCUGCAGCGCACCGAGGACAGCGACGCCUUAGGGCGUGUGAAGGGCCGCUACUCGUUCGUGGACGACGCGGGCGAGCGCCACACGGUGGAGUACGUGGCGGGCUCGGGCACCGGCUUCCAGGUGCUCACGGCGCACCCCGACCUGUCGGUCGGCGGCCCGCUGUUCGUGCAGGCUCCGCCGGGCCGGCCGCGGCCGGGGGACGCCAGGCUGCCCAGAGGCAGGUCGGAGGUCACCCGCCGGCUCGACGGCACCUACAGCUUCAAGGCGGCCGGGCCCACGUCGCGCCGCGAGGAGGCGAGCGACCGCUCUGGCGUUGUGCGCGGAUCGUACACGUACUUGGACGACAAGGGCGUGCAGCGCACCACGGAGUACAUCGCCGGGCCCAACAUCGGCUACAAGGUGGUCAGCAUGCGCAAGGGCCCAGUGCCCUACCUGCCGCCCACGAACACCAUCGGCACCGGCGCAGGAGGCCUCGGCGGGGGCGGAGGCGGGGGUGGCGGCUUCGAGGGACUCAGCACUGCCGCCACCGGGGGCACGGGGAGGCCGACGUCGCCUACGGCGAGUACGCCCGGCGCUGGUGCCGGGUCCCUGUUCGAGUCCAGCGCGGGCACCACCUUCCCUGCAGCUGGAGGUGGUGGUGGGGCCGGUCUAGGAGGGGGCGCCGGCGGCUUCCCGGGCCCUGGGGGCGGCGCCGGGGGCGGCACCACGGGGACCGGCUCGUCCAUCUUCAACACGCGGCCUCAGCGACCCACCACGGCGCUGCUGCCCGCUGCAGGCUCACACACCCCUGCACCGCCUGGAGGCGGCGGCUACACCGAUCAGGACAUAUUUGGCGGCUACCCCAGCGGAGGUCCUACAGGGGGGACGUCUCCCUCGGGAACGGCUGGGACGUCCCCGGCAGCCACCGGGCCCACCAACCGGCCAUCAACUGACGAUGACAUCUUCGGGGGCUUCGGCUCCCCUGCAGGGGGCGGCGGUGCUGGCGCCGCAGGAGGCGCAGGCGCAGGAUCAGGAGGAUCACGGCCGCCGCCUGCAGGCGGAAGCCCUUUCGGCGCAGGAGGCAGGCCGAGCACGUCGGCCCCCGGCGCAGGGGUGGGGGCGGGUUCUGGUACGGCCCUGGGCGGCGGCGCCGACCUGUUCGGCGGCAACGACGACUUGUUCGGCGACUUCGGCACAGGAGGCGGUGCGGGCGGCGGCAGCGCGGGGGCGGGAUCUGCGCUCGGCGGCGCCGGGGGUGGAGCGACCAGGCCCCCGGGCGGAGGCGGCGGAUUCGGCGGCGACGAGGACCUCUUCGGAGCAGGUCAGAGUCUUCUCUGUCUGCAGGCGACAUAGCGUCAACUUAGUACUCUCACUUCACGAGCCCCUCGUUGCAAUCUGCUGGUUACUGUUGAUGGAACACUUCGCAUCUAGGAAAAGCAUGUGACUGAAGUGUAUUCAGAGCUACGCUGUUUCUCUGUAGGUGGAAGAUUCACCAACGAACUGAAAAUUUGUAGCUGAGACUAUGACUAAUAAAUCAGUUACUGUGAAUACAGUUUCUUUUUAAUUCCAUCCCAAAAAAGGAA